AUGUUGUCAUCAAAGAGAGAAUAUUCUCAGGUUCAAGAUCAAGAUCAUCACUACCAACAGAGAAAGCAAGAAAAUACAAAAGACUGUCAUGCUUGGUUAACAUUACUUGUAACAGCUCUCGUUCCACUGAUGAUUGUUAUAUUUACUGUGGUGAUUACCGUAACACAGCAAUCUUCGGCUGAUAGACAACGCCAACAAGAACAACAACAAGCUGAUAAUAUUCAAAACGAACAAAUAUUUUCUGUAUAUGUUGAUGAUAUAUCAAAAUUAUUGUUAACAAAAGAAGUCACAACGGAUAAUAAAGCUCUAAUGUACAUUCGCACAAAAACUCUCUCAUCACUUCGAAAACUAGAUACGCGAAGAAGGAAACAUUUGUUAUUGUUUCUGUAUGAAAGCCAACUUCUUCAAUAUGAUGAAGCUAAGAAACAUGAUCGUUCUACAUUGAAUUUAGCGGGAGCCAACCUGAAUCAUAUUGAUAUAGAAAAACCGACAAAUUUUAAUAAUUUAUCUCUACCUAGUGUUGAAUUGAACAAUGCAUCAUUUAUUAAUUGUGAUCUACAGCAUUCACAGUUUGCUGAUGCAGUCAUGAACAACAUUAGAUUCACUAACUCAUUUCUGCUAGGAACAAGUUUCAGUCGGUGUUCAUUAGAACGAGCUGAUUUUCGUAACACAACAUUGGCUGAAGUUAGUUUCAGAAGUGCAGUUUUGAGACAUGCAGACUUCAGACGAGCAUGGACAAAAGGAGUUGAUUUCACAAAUGCUGAUCUAUAUGGAGCUUUGAUGACUGAAAAACAUCUUCGUGAAGCUGAGUUGCUUGACAAUGCACGGCUACCAAACGGCUCAUUUGCCAUGAUUCAAGAAAAAAAUUUAGUGAUAAAUGGUGAAAACGUUGGUUGUCAUAAGAAAUUACUAUCCCCGUGGAAAAUGGAAGCUGCUGUUAUCAAGACAUUUCAACAUUAUAGCUCAUCAUUGAAUUGUUCUUUUGGAAUAGCUAAUUUAUCGUCGCUGAGUCCUACAUCCAUAGAGCAGUCAGUAUUUGUGGCUAAUUAUACUGUUCUGAUUGAUUCGGGAAAAGCCGAAUAUAGUUUUUCGGGUUUAUUCGGUGGUAAUGCUUAUGCUAGAAUAACAUUUUUUACCAAUGCAGCAGUAAAAACUGGUAAACGAGUAAUGAUAGAUGAUCGCCAGAAUAAAACUGAAACCAUGAUAUUUCAACAGAAACUUGGCACAAUACCAGUGGAUACUCGACAGUUUGUUCUCGUUGUUUAUUUUGUAAAUAUUCCUGGGGGAAGGCAUAAUUUUGCUAUUUUUAAUAACGUACGGUUUUUUAUAAAAGAACGGAAAUGA
Didymodactylos carnosus is the source of this 1344-nucleotide messenger RNA. The record is from the annotation of a GenBank genome assembly. NCBI's taxonomy places the organism in Eukaryota, Metazoa, Rotifera, Eurotatoria, Philodinida, Philodinidae.